AUGUAUUUCUCUAUAUUACUUGUUAUAUACACGUCAUUAUAUACAUCAUACUGUAAUUCUAGUCCAUUAUAUUUUAUUUAUCAAGAAGCAUGGCCUGCAUCCUUAGCAUGGAAAUGUAGUGGUACACCAAUGUUAAAAGGACAACGUGUUCAGUUCAUUGAAGAAGCGACAGAAGUUUAUUAUGAUACAUUAAUGUCUGGAAGAUUUAUAGAAGAUAGAAAUCUAGACAUUGUCAUACCACCAAAUAGCAUAUUAAAAUCAAAAGAUUAUUUAAAUAUGCUUGAUCUAGUAAUACAUACAUCAGGAAAAAAUCUUGGUAAUCCAGUUGUAAUGCGGAUUAAUUGUGAAUUAAUGAAUAAUUUAAAAUGGGUCAAAGAAGUAUACAAUAGAGAAUUAUCCAGAAAUACAAAGACAUUUAGAGCUAUACUGGAUAUUAUUUAUAGGUAAAAAUCAAAUUUCAAUUGAUUUGUUUAUUCGUAAUGCUUUCAACUGAAUCUUCACAACUUUUAUCCGGUAGUUAAAAUGUUUUACAAAGGUGUAACCAAUUAAGUCGACCACCAAAAAGGCAUCAUAGAAUAAAAAAAGCAAUACAAGUAACGAAGAUGAUUUUAUGUAUGAGAAACUGAUGACAUUGAUGUCAGUAUACGACAAACAUUUUACUAGGAUAACGAGUCUCAACUCAGCCGAUGAAUAUAAAGAAACAAUAUUAUAGUAGUAGGGAGAAAUAAUAUAAGUGAUUGCUUGCGGUGGUAAAUGAUUGGGAUACUGGUAUACUGUCUAUAUACUUAACGGAUUGUCUC
Molecule: messenger RNA, 800 nt
Organism: Schistosoma bovis
Lineage: Eukaryota; Metazoa; Platyhelminthes; Trematoda; Strigeidida; Schistosomatidae
Source: the annotation of a GenBank genome assembly